UAUUAUAUUUUGUUACAAUACAAAAAAAUUUUUUCUUGCAAGCGUAUUUUUUAAAUUAAUUUCUUCUUAAGCCAAAUUAAAAGCGAAACUUAUUUAAAAGACCAGAAAUUUCAAAAGCAUAAAAUUUAGCAAAAUGGAUGUUUCGCCAAACAGAAAUAGUGCCGGCAGUGCCAGCAAACUCGUAUCGACACCAUUAACGCCUGGUCGUAAGGAUCUUUCCAAAUCCAUACCCAAAUUAACUGGUGAGCAAACUUUCAAGCAAAAGAUCGAGCCAUCUAAAAGGCCGUCCUCAGCAACGGACUCAGCUGUUGAGAGUGGUUCCAUUGCUCCCAUCGCUCCCACCACAAGCAAUACUCCUACACUAACGCCCAAAAGCAGUAAUGAAUCGAAACCGCACUACGUUCGGUCAAAAACUUUGACGUCGGCGCAAAACAACGUCCAAACGAAAAUCCCCAUGAAACGCACUACGGCUACAAAUGCAACCACGAAGACUGGAACUACACCGCGCUUCGGUCAGCGCCAACAAAUGCGAUCCGCCUCCAAGAUCAGCUUAACCAUCAAAGAAUUGGGCGGUAACAAGAAACUCGAACCAAACAUGUCCAAAAUGAGUUUCAAGGCGAACACUUCGACGAAUUUAAAGCCGCCACAUAUAAAAACGCCGACAUUGCGUGGCAAUGCGGCUGCUAGGAUCUCGAAGAGAAGUGCUAGCACCAUUUCCUCUCGCAGCAAUUGCGAUAUACGCAAAGGUGAAGUAGCCUUGCCACAACUCACCAAAAUUACUUCAACUGCUGGUGAUCACGACGCCGGAGGCGGGCAAGUACUGAGCGCCCGUGAACGUGUCGUCGAGAAUAAUAAACUGAAAGUGUUCGAGGGUCUUCAACGCAAGUUGCAGGAUAUGCAAACGGACUUCAUGCAAAAGUUCGAGACCCUAAAACUCAGCUCACCCGACAAACUAAAAGCGGACUAUAAAUUCAUAACCUUGGUUAAGAAUGACGAAUAUAAGUUGGUACUGAAGGACGAUCACGUGAUUAAGAUGCCGAAGAAAUUACCGACGGACUCUGUAAAUGAUUUUAAAGAGAAAGUGCGCUUCGCAGUGAACAGUUGCCUUAUGUGCCUGAUAGAUAACCUAAGUGAAGCGGAGCGUACGCUGAAUUUGGAUGAAAUGCGUACUAAGCUUGAAGAAGAGCAGACCAAAAAAUUGCAAGAUCUCUUCGAAUGCGUGAACUCGCUAGCCAAAGCCCGGGAUACCGAGAUGGAUACGCAGAUCGUUAGAAUGCAAAAAGAAAUACAGGAGGGCAAAAAAGCCUUACAAAUGGCCGAUAAGCGGUUAGCGGAAUUGAAAGCUGUACACACUGAUGAAAUAGAGACUUUGCAGAAAGAGUUAAAGGAAAAAACUGAAGCCGAUGCAACAAAGCGGGAAACUCAAAUCGCUGAGAUGAAUCGAAAACUGCGUAAUUUAGAGAAACAACAUGAUAAAUUGAAGACCACACUGCAACAGAAUACAGAGGAAUGCACCCACGAACAAACGGAGAAGGCGAAGCUGCAGGAGGAACUGAAAAGUUGUAAGGAAAAUAUUCAAGCUCUCAAUAAGAAAUUGGCACACUCUGAAAAUCAAUUGAACCACGAAAAGAAAGAUAAACACGAGAAAAACGAAACCAUACAAAAACUGGAAGUUGAACUCGAAAAGUCUAAGAAGGCAAUAGAAGAAGCAAUCCAAACGAAAACACAAGUCGAACAUUCCCACCAUGAGAAAGAACUCAAAAAGGAGAUAAAUAAGUUGAAAGGAAAAAUAGACGCAUCGGAAAAAGAGAAGCAUGAGUUUGUGGAGCAGGUUGAGAAACUGCAGGAGAAAAUUAUGGAGAUGGAUAAGUUACGGGAUAAGAUCAGUGAACUGGAAGAAAGUAAUCGAGAAUUGUUGGAACGCGAGAAACAUGCCGAAGAAAGCACAGAAUUGCCCAAGGAAAAUCAGGAAGAGUUCCAAAAAUUACUUCAGUCCGAGGCCGAAAAACAUCGAGAAAUCGAAAAACUCAAAGUUGAAUUAUGCAAAGCGCACUUUAGUAUCGAACAGCUGGAGGAACAGAUCCGCCGCGAUCAACAACUGCUAGAGGUGCGCAGCGAAUUGAUAAACUCCUUGCAAACGAAUGACAAUAGUCAGCGCAUACAUCUUGAUCAAAUGUUUGCCGAUGUUGGUGAAAAGAAUAUUACCAUCAAUGAGGUAUGGCUGAACAAUGAGUUGCGUACGAAAUCGGAGGAAUUCAAUAAUCUCUUCAACACGUUGAGUCACAAGCAAAUGGAAUUGUCACGUCAGGAGCAUAUGAUAAAGUUGUUGGAGGAGAGUAAUGACCGUAGUCAGAUGUUGCGGGUGAAGCAGGAGGAGAAGAUCGGAAGGAUGGAAGAAGAGAUUGCUAACCUGAAGCAAACAAUCGCCAUCUAUCAACACAAUGUGCUUGGAAAUCCCGGCUGUAAGAAUCUCAUCUAUCAACCCAUCCCGGGAUCGGAUGACUGCAAUGAAAACCUUUACUAUUACACCAGCGAAAGGCGACGUAAACGUCAGAUUGACAUUAAUGUGAAGAAAUAUGAAACCUAAAUGAAAAAAAUUAACAAAAUUAAUAAUCAUAUAAAAUCAACGAUCAGCAUUCGAAGUAUCCUUUGUGGAAACUGUGUUAUCUGUAGUCUGAUAUCGGUACUCUCUCAUUGCUGUUGUUUGCUUUCGUGUUUCGGUACGUGUGUAUCUGUACUUGUAUAACAUAUGUAUGUACAAAUGUGAGUGAAUGUAAAUAUGUAUAUAUGUAUACUACGCGGCAGAACUAUCUGGCCAUCAAAAAUUAUUAACUUUUGAAUUGUACUCGUAUUGCAUAAAAAUACUGAGCCGGAAGUUAACCGGUAAUUCAAAAUUAAUUUAAUAAACGAGUAUUGAUCUGUGAA
This is a messenger RNA of Anastrepha obliqua, 2925 nucleotides long. RefSeq lists its product as uncharacterized. Bases 134 to 2587 code for a protein of 817 amino acids. The record is from RefSeq and is a predicted model, not a curated record. The transcript is spliced from 15 exons. NCBI's taxonomy places the organism in Eukaryota, Metazoa, Arthropoda, Insecta, Diptera, Tephritidae.